ACAACGUCAUUGUCCUGAAACGAAACUCAAAUAGACGAGGAAACAAUUUCCAAAGUGUAGUUUAUUUUGACUUUUCUGCUUAGCUGCUUUUAAAACGUGCUACUUUACAGAUAUGGCGACUGCCAGCUGUCUGCUGUCAGAGGAGAAGUUCCUGUGUUCUGUCUGUCUGGAUGUGUUCACUGAGCCAGUCUCAACACCCUGUGGACACAAUUUCUGUAAUACAUGUAUUCAUACGUAUUGGGACGGGUGUGACAUUUACCAGUGUCCUUUAUGCAAAACGCCGUUUUCUCCAAGACCUGAACUCCAAGUCAACACUGUCAUGUCUGAGUUAGCUGCUGAGUUUAAGACAUUAGUUCGAAUCAAAGCCUCAACUCCAGACCCACAUCUCCCUGGAUCAGCAGACGUUCUUUGUGACAUCUGCUCUGAGAUGAAGCUAAAUGCUGUUAAAUCUUGCCAGACGUGUCUAGUGUCUUUCUGUGAAAUGCACCUUGAGCCACAUCAGAGAGUUGCUGCUCUCAAAGGCCACACAUUAUUAGACCCUGUGAAGAAUCUUGAUGACAGAAUGUGCAAGACGCACAACAAGACAACAGAACUGUACUGCAGGACUGAACAGGCCUGUAUCUGUGUCUUGUGUUUCAAAACCGAUCACAAGAGUCACAACGUUGUCCCACUUGAGGAAGAAUAUGAAGCAAUGAUGGCAAUAAAAGAUGAGACCAUGGCAAAUAUCCAACAGACGAUAAAAUCACGGUCCAAGAAAAUAGCUGAGAUUGAAAACUCCGUUGACGUCAGCCAGAGAGAAGCUGAGAAAGAGAAAGAAACCAGUGAGCAGGUCUUCACUGACUUGAUCCGCUCCUUCCAGAGAAGCCAGGCCGAGCUUGCUGAGGUGAUUGAGGAGAGGUACAGAGCAACAAAGCAAAAGGCUGAAGGUUUUCUCACAGAACUGAGGAUGGAGAUCGCUGAGCUCGAGAGCAGAAGCACCCAGCUGGAGCAGCUGUCACGUUCUGAGGAUCACCACCAUUUUCUCCAGAGCUUCCCAACCUUGUGCUCUCCUUUAAACAAGGACUGGGCCAAGAUUGGUGUUCACAGCGAUCUGUCUUUCAAGGCAGUGAGAGGAGCUGUGACGCAGCUGAAACAGAAAGUUGAUGAAAUAAUGGAAGAGCUUCCUGAGAUCAAAAUGAAAAAAAUGAGAGAACAUGCAGUGGACUUGACCUUUGACCCUGACACAUCAUUUUGCUCACUUGUCAUAAGCCAGGAUGGAAAACAGGUGAAAGAUGUAGACACAGAACAGAAUCUUCCCGACAGCCCAAAGAGAUUUGAAGUGUAUCCAGAAGUUUUGGCAAAGGAGGGAUUCACAACAGGGAAGUUUUACUAUGAAGUGCAAGUGAAAGGAAAGACUGACUGGUUUCUUGGAGUAGUUAGAGAGUCUGUUGAUAGAAAGGAGGAUAUAGCUGUGUCAGUUAAAAAUGGUUACUGGACCAUUGGGCUUAAGGACAGUAUAUGUUAUGCAUACCCAAAACCAACAGUUAAAAUCACACUAAAAGAAAAGCUUGAGAAGGUGGGCGUCUUUGUGGACUAUAUUAAGGGAGUGGUUUCUUUCUACAAUGUGAAUUCUAAAUCAGAUAUUUAUUCUUUCACUGGCUGCCACUUUACAGAGAAACUGUAUCCAUACUUCUGCACUCAAGGCAACGCAAAUGGAACAAACUCUGCCCCGAUCAUCAUAACCCCUGUUCCUCAAACACACUGAGUUUGUUCUUUCUUUAAAGACCACGGAAAAAUGAACAUUGGUCUCUUUUUACACACUUAACAGGGGUCCGUUUCAGAAAGCAGGUUUAGUGAAAACUAAAUGUUAUAUUGGUAAUCUACUGACCUCUUUAUCUACAGGUUCUACUUUACUGUAAAUGUGCAAAUGUAAACUACUGAUUCUAAUGUUACACAGUAAUUUUGUCAGAUCUUGUAUUAUAAUGGGGAUAUAAUUUAAUGUUACUUGGAUAAGACAAAACAAAGCAUUUUGUCAGUGAUUGUUAAAUUGUAAUUUUCCUGCAAAAUCACAUCACACAGAUCUCCUUGGCCCUUUGAAUCCAGCCAUACUGUUUAUAGCCACUACCCUGACUAUGAUUUAUCAGAUGGAAAAUUACAAACUAUAUUAAACUCCCAUUUGUAAAACAUUUGAACUCUUGCCUGUAGAAGUUCUACCAUACUAAAAUACAUUGCCAUUUUUUUUUUGGUAAGAUUUGUAAGUCAAUCAAAUGCCCAUUGCAUUCACUCCUGAUUACUGCCUAUGUUCUCCUGCCCACACACUUGUGUGUGUGUGUGUGUGUGUGUGUGUGUGUGUGUGUGUGUGUGUGUGUGUGUGUGUGUGUGUGUGUGUGUGUGUGUGUGUGUGUGUGUGUGUGUGUGUGUGUGUGUGUAAUAGAGUGAAAGCACACAUUAUACUCAAGUGAGAUGCGAGGGCUGAUGUUCUUUAGCACCACUGAUGGAGCUCAUCCAUAACUAUGACUAACACCCGGUGUGUUUGGAUUCCAUUAAUGGGACACAAGCCCAUUUUUCUUUAGUGACAAAUGUCUCUUGAUGUUUUCCAGAGUAGGUUACUAUUGAAUCUUUUGAUACAGCAUGAAACAAGUGAUCAAGUAAGUAAUGAAAGAGGUAACUAUGUUGUUUCUUUUGUUUUUAGUUCUAUGUAUACAAUAUGUUUAUCUUUUUCUUUUUAAUGUAUGUUGUAUGUCAUGUCUGUGUUUUCUGAAUGGACUUUGAGUCUGGCAAUAAAGUUGAUGAUAAUGA
Messenger RNA from Perca flavescens (yellow perch), 2778 nucleotides. RefSeq names its product E3 ubiquitin-protein ligase TRIM39-like. The record is from RefSeq and is a predicted model, not a curated record. Gene Ontology annotation, molecular function: zinc ion binding; protein binding. The transcript has 2 exons. NCBI's taxonomy places the organism in Eukaryota, Metazoa, Chordata, Actinopteri, Perciformes, Percidae. The coding region runs from base 113 to 1744 and encodes 543 amino acids.